GGAGAAAGUGGAAAAGGAAGAGGAGAAGGUGGAAAUGCUGUGUCCUCAGCAUAGCCAGAAGCUGAAGUUUUACUGUCAGACAGAAGAGAAACUCAUCUGCCUACAGUGUAAGAAGGGUGAGCACAGGGGCCCCGGCCAUCGUGUGACUUCUGUGCAAAAAGCAGCGAAGCGGCAUAAGGAAGGACUGAUCGCUAUCUCAAAGCCUUAUAGAGACAGACUGGCUGUCCUGAAGAAAGACUCGGCUGUAACAGAUCAUGUAAAGGCUGUUGUGGGAAUGUGUGAGAGGCAGAUACGGCAAGACUUUGCGAAGCUCUUCGCCUUCCUGCAAGAGGAACAGAUGGCACAACUGGAGGCUUUGCGCGACACUGAGCUAUCAGAGACCCAGUUGGCGAAGGAGGCCUUCAAGACUGACGCCACCGCCCUCUCCGAUUAUAUGCAAGAAGUAGAUGAAAUGGUGCAGACGGACGACAUCACUUUCCUGCAGGAGUGCAAGAACUUCACCGUCGCGAUGAGUCUACAGCACCAUCAAGCUAUGCCUGAUGUUGACAGACGACUUGCCAACUUGAGGUACACUGUCUGGAAGAAGAUGAAGGAAGUUGCUCCCUACUACCACGUAAUCCUUGAUUCCAAGACCCCUAUAUGUGCCAUCAAUGUGACAAAUGAAUUGAGCAUCAUGGCAGUUCCAGUCCCAGACGCUUCCCCUUCACCCUUUGCAAUUUUCAAGAGUUCCAGUGCCCUCACUGAUGAUUGUCACGUCUGGAAUGUUCACAUCAGUGACUCCUCGGACUGGGUGGUUGGCGUAACAUCAAAUAAGCUCAUCCUGAAUGUCAUUUAUUUCGACCCUUCUUGCAAUUACUGGGGCAUCCAGCGUAUCCGAGAACAAUACCUUGCCCUCACAUGUCCCCCCAGCCCUCUCAAGAUACCCUCAACCAGGCCCCUCAAGGUGCUGAGAGUCAAGCUGACUUGGGAUGUUGGCCGCCACGGACUUUCACUUGGACAUUGCGUGCGGAGGUUGACAUUCUCCGAUGCUCGGGAUGGCAGGGGAUCGGCCAUUUUCAGCAUGCUGCUGCCCCACCACACAGGGGCGCUCUACCCCUUCCUGUUCCCAUGUGGACAGGGGGCUGAGCUGAGGCUUGAGCCUGCUGAGGUGAGGGUGGAAAUGAGGGAGGUCCUGGGGUUCUGGGAGCGGUAUAGGUAUGAGGUCAUAUUUGGAUCGUUUGUUUGGCCCAUAUUUGUUAUGUUAUGCUGUAUGUUAUUUUCUGUAUUACCAUAAUGUAUGGCUGUGCAAUUAAUCAAUUUUAAAUCGUAAUCGCAAUUAUGUGAUUAUCUUGAUGUUAAAUUUGUACUAGAGCAAUUACGAUACUUAUGUUUGCAAGU
This is a messenger RNA of Sardina pilchardus (European sardine), 1377 nucleotides long. Its product is annotated as E3 ubiquitin-protein ligase TRIM35-like. Gene Ontology annotation, molecular function: zinc ion binding; ubiquitin protein ligase activity. Lineage: Eukaryota; Metazoa; Chordata; Actinopteri; Clupeiformes; Clupeidae. Gene Ontology annotation, cellular component: cytoplasm. The record is from RefSeq and is a predicted model, not a curated record. Gene Ontology annotation, biological process: protein ubiquitination. The coding region runs from base 35 to 1273 and encodes 412 amino acids. The transcript is spliced from 6 exons.